Dibothriocephalus latus is the source of this 456-nucleotide messenger RNA. Lineage: Eukaryota; Metazoa; Platyhelminthes; Cestoda; Diphyllobothriidea; Diphyllobothriidae. The record is from the annotation of a GenBank genome assembly.
AUGGCCUGCAGUCUUCAGGCCGAGGGAGACAGCAUUGCGGAGGCACGGGCCGGAAGCCCAGGCCCAUCUAGCCGUCCCCAACGAGAAGACCUGUCGCUAAUGCCCACGGACGGUCAACAUCUGGCAGGUAUUGGUGUACCGAAUAACCAGGUAGGAGCAGCCAGCGGGGAAUGUGAACUCGACGUUGGAAAGAAAGUAGACCUAGACAAAAAUAACCUAGAGCCUAACCCGCAAUGUUGUGUUCCCCUGGUGGCCAGAAGUAGCCAAUCAACCGCGGGCUGUGACUGUAGGACAAAUAAGGAGCCACCAAACACAUUUGGGAGUGAGGAAUCGGCAACAGGUAAGACGGAACUGCGAAGUGUGAAAGUAUAUCGCAAGCUGAAAGAACCUAUCUGUAGGCAUAUGAGAAAACUCAAGCGAAAGUCCCCGGAGGGUGAGGAAAGCCAAGAGGGUUAA